CGGUACACAAGGCAUGAGUAGGCUGCAUAUUCAGACCCUUAUUUCGAAUGAAGGGUUUGCCCAGCAGACUAGUGACAUCCUACCCAUCUAGAGUACAACGGAAGCUACUGAAACGGAUCAAGCUCAGUGUUGUUCUUUGAUCAGUAAUUACAAGACCUAAGUCCAUGGUAAACCCGCUGAUUGGUUGGACCAUGGUAGGUCCAUGGUUGGACAGUUGUUACCAAGGAUUGAGAGGAACUUGUAUCUUCAGAAGUGCAAAGAGAUGCUGUUAGACAGAUUAUGCAGCCCUACAGUAAAAUGAACACAUCACAACAUUUUUUACACGCUACCCUCUGGUGAGAUCUUGCGAUAAAAGAAAAAUAGGGGCAAGUAUUUAGAACAUUGGGGGCUUCCUGCAAAACGAUGAUGGGGGGUUGUGGAGCUGAGGACUCGAUCACCACAUCGACGACGGGAUAUUAUAUGCCGGGGAUUAAAGGGACCAAGGCACGAAGCAGAUUCUCACUAACGGGCUGGUUUCGAAACAGCGGGUUCAAAUACGCCUUCUCGAUGUUAUGGAGUCUCCUGAAUGCUGCAGUCUUCAUUAGUGUGUACUACCACUACAAGUACGAACCAAAGUAUUAUUACCUCAGGGAAAUAUUAGGGAUAACUUUGUGUGUAUCGAGAGGCUCCGCUGCACUGCUGAACCUAAACUGUGCUGCACUCUUAUUACCUGUUUGCAAACAUCUUGCUGCGAGAUUACGGAGAUCAAAACUGUCAAGUCGAUCGAUGAGACGAUGGCUCGAUCACUAUCGAUUCACACACAUUAUGUGCGCAGGGUGUGUGUGUAUAGCAACAGUUAUUCAUUGUACGGCCCAUUCGUUCAACGCAGUGCGGUUUUCUUCCGGAUUCAACAGUGCUUUCCCUGAUAUCAAUGUAGCCACUUUUCCAGGCCAGAAUCCUUGUGCGAUGCUUUUAACAACGGUGGCUGGAAUAACAGGUUCUUGUAUGCUGUGUAUACUCUUAUUUAUAGUCAUCACAUCGCUGCCUUGUUUUAGAAGAGAGAGACAUAAUGUAUUUUGGAUGUCACACCACGCUUUCUUACUUUUCUACAUUCUUCUAUUGUGUCAUCCACUUGGUGGAAUUUUAAAGGAACAGUGCAACACGGAAAACCAUACCCCGGGUUGCGUGUACCCGGACGAUCCGAUUCCGGAACCGAUGUCCGUCAAACCGGAUCCGAAUGAGAGAGUAGAGUACAGUCGGAUAAUACCACACCCAGAACCGAGUGCUGGCAACUCCUCGCUUGUUUGCAGCGAGAAACCUCGUUUUAUUUCGCACAAAUCUCGGACUUGGAGAUUUUUGUUAGUCCCCGCAUCUCUCUACAUUCUUGACCGUGUGUGGCGAUGGAUUAAAUCGCGCCGUUCGGUUACCAUCGAAAAUCUUCGUUUUUUACCGGGUGACGUCAUAGAACUUCGGCUACAUGUCGAAUAUUUCAGUGCACUACCCGGUCAGUAUAUUCUUAUCAAUUGUCCCGCUAUUUCAUGCAUAGAGUGGCAUCCUUUUACACUUAGUUCGUGUCCAACCAUUUCAAACCCGACGUUUAGUUUACAAAUAAAAGUCUGUGGCGACUGGACAGAUUCGUUUCGUCAGCUCCUUCAAUAUAGGUUAAAAGCCACAACAGGGGAUAAUAUUUAUGAAAAUAUGCCAAAAAUUCUGAUAGAUGGGCCUUUAGGUAGUGCGAGUGGAGACAUUUUAAGAUAUCGCGUCAGUAUUUGCAUCGCUGGUGGCAUAGGUGUGACUCCAUUUGCUGCUACACUAAAUCACCUUUCAUCCCUUAGCUGUGAGGAGCUAUCAAAACUCAAACUCUCCCGUUUAUAUUUCAUAUGGACUUGUCGAGAUGAAAGUCAUUUUCAGUGGUUCUCUGAAACUAUCAAUUCCCUGCAGCACAAGUUAUGGGAGAUGAAUAGACCUGAUUUUCUAAAUCUUCGUUUACACACGUCUGGGAGUAAAUCUAAGAAUAACUUUUCUACCGGAACUCGGUUGUGCUGCUGUCCCAUACAGGGGCGUCCAAAUCUAAAAGAAAUUUUGAGUGACAUCACAAUAUGCAAUCCGAAACAAGAUAUUGGAGUGUUUGUAUGUGGGCCAAGUAAGAUGACGUCACGUGUCCAUCGAUUAUGCAAUCGCCUCAACAAACACAAGGCUCGACUCCAUUUUAACCAGGAAAGCUUUAGUUGAUGAUUUGUAAUGGAAACGCGAAGGUGAUAUUAGGAUAGGAGUAGAUAUAUUUAUUGUUUCACUAAACAUGGAUUGAUUUUAAAAUAUCAUGUAGAAAUAUGAUUAAU
Lytechinus variegatus (green sea urchin) is the source of this 2318-nucleotide messenger RNA. Its product is annotated as NADPH oxidase 4-like. NCBI's taxonomy places the organism in Eukaryota, Metazoa, Echinodermata, Echinoidea, Temnopleuroida, Toxopneustidae. Gene Ontology annotation, biological process: superoxide anion generation; defense response. Bases 403 to 2211 code for a protein of 602 amino acids. Gene Ontology annotation, cellular component: plasma membrane; NADPH oxidase complex. Gene Ontology annotation, molecular function: superoxide-generating NAD(P)H oxidase activity. The record is from RefSeq and is a predicted model, not a curated record. The transcript has 17 exons.